Messenger RNA from Aureobasidium vineae, 828 nucleotides. The record is from the annotation of a GenBank genome assembly. NCBI's taxonomy places the organism in Eukaryota, Fungi, Ascomycota, Dothideomycetes, Dothideales, Saccotheciaceae.
AUGAACCCGACCAACCAUGACGACGAUAAAAACUCCACCUCACCAACCAGUGAUGUUGCAUCCGCCCUUGCGACCGCCAACCAUGCGAGACCACGACCGAAGCAUAUUCCGCGUCACACGUCCAAUAGCUACAUGGACUAUGCAAUCAACCGCGACACAGCACUUCGUACAGCCAUCCACCAUCUGGAGCAAGAGCUUGGAACACACAGCCCUAUAUCACACCUUUCACUGAGGACAGACACGCUGACGCUGCAUCCACACACUAGUCAGAGCAAGUUGUCGGCCCAGGAGCUCAGCGAUCUCCAGAAGGCCACUCACUUCGACAAGAAGGAAUUACAGCAAUGGUACAAGGGUUUCCUCAAGGACUGUCCCUCGGGCAUGCUCACCAAGGAGGAGUUCCAGAAGAUCUAUAAGCAGUUCUUCCCGUUCGGAGAUCCGUCAUCAUUCGCCGAUUAUGUGUUCAAUGUCUUUGAUGCAGACAAAUCGGGCUCAAUUGACUUCAAAGAGUUCAUCUGCGCCCUGAGUGUAACGAGCAGGGGCAAGAUGGAGGAUAAGCUGGACUGGGCGUUCCAACUAUACGACAUUGAUGGAGACGGACAAAUCAGUUACAACGAGAUGCUGGCCAUUGUCGAGGCUAUCUACAAGAUGGUUGGAUCGAUGGUCAAAUUGCCCGAAGACGAAGACACACCAGAGAAGAGAGUGCGCAAGAUCUUCCGCAUGAUGGACAAGGACGAGAAUGGCAGUCUGGAUAUGGCCGAGUUCAAGGAGGGAUCCAAGCGUGACGAGACGAUUGUUUCGGCGUUGUCGCUAUACGACGGACUGGUGUAA